AUGGCGCACCGGCUCAACCGCGACGCCUAUACGGUAGGAUGGGUCUGCGCUUUACCCAUCGAACUCAUAGCGGCACAAGAGAUGCUCGAUGAGGAGCAUGAUGACCUCCCUCCGGACGGCAAUGACAGCAACAUCUACACUCUCGGAAGCAUCGGCGAGCAUAACGUUGUCAUUGCCUGUCUACCCGCAGGGCAAACCGGCACCAACUCGGCGGCGGCGGUUGCUAUGCAGAUGAAGUCCACCUUCCGCGCAAUUCGAUUCGGACUCAUGGUUGGGAUUGGAGGCGGCGUCCCUAGCUCAGGAACAGAUAUUCGACUAGGGGAUGUUGUUGUCAGCCAGCCAGCCAAGGGCCAUGGUGGUGUCAUCCAAUACGACUUUGGAAAGUCGACGCCGAGCGGUUUCGAGAGAACCGGCUUCUUGAAUACUCCUCCGCCAAUCCUCCUUAGCGCCCUCACGAAGCUACAAGCGAGAUACGGUCGAGCUAAGAGCGAUCCAUGGCUACACAUGCUAAAACUCAGCAAGCUACCCCAGUUCAGCCGCGACCAGAUCCGCGACGAUGUACUGUUCGACGGAGGCUACAACCAUGUUGGAGGAGGGAAUAGCUGUAUGCUCUGUGACGACACACGGAAGCUGCAUCGGAACAAAAGAGCCGUGGACAGACCUGAACCUCAUUACGGCACCAUCGCAUCGGGAAACCAGGUGAUGAGGGACGGCGCUACAAGAGAUCAGAUCAGCUCUGAAUUUGGCGGCGUCAUGUGCUUCGAGAUGGAGGCGGCGGGCCUGAUGAACAAUUUCCCGUGCCUGGUGAUCCGUGGAAUCUGCGACUACGCCGACUCGCACAAGAACAAAGAAUGGCAGCCGUACGCGGCUGGAACAGCGGCGGCAUACGCAAAAGAGUUGCUGUUGGUAAUACCGGCGGAAGAUGUAAAGCAGAUACAGACGGUCGAUCAGGCAACACGAGAUUGCCAGACGGUGGCUAUCAGCGGUCUCGGUGGUGUUGGCAAGACACAAGUUGCGCUGCAAUUUGCAUACGCUGUCAAGGAAGACCACCCGGAGUUCUCCGUCUUCUGGGUCCAGGCGUCGAAAAGUGAAGAUGGCCUCACCGUAUUCACUACGCGCCAUGGGGAGGUAGCGCAAAGUCUGGCCGGAAACGACGUUGUUGAGAUAUGGAAGAUGACGGGACAGGAGGCGGUAGAGUUGUUCGAGAAGUCGCUGCUCCGAAAGAGCCCUCCUGACAACCAUGAGAUCGUAAUAGAUCUUCUCCAUGAGCUUGAAUACCUCCCAUUGGCUAUCACCCAGGCGGCAGCCUAUAUCAACACAAACAGAAUUCCCAUCUCCGACUAUCUGUUGCUGUUGAAGAGCACAGACGAGGAUGCUGUCAUCGUUCUAAGCCGGAAUUUUGACGACAAGACACGAUAUCCGAAUUCGGCAAACGCAGUCGCGAAGACAUGGACGAUUACGUUCAACAAGAUUCUUGAACACGACAGAUUAGCGGCAGAUCUCCUUGCCUUCAUAUCAUGCAUCGAAUGGAAAGCAAUUCCGUACUCCAUUUUACCAACAGAACAUCCCCAAGCCCGGCUAGGGGAGGCCAUCGGCACGCUCUGCGCCUACUCGUUUCUGGAGAGACGGGACGAUGGCAAGAAAUUUGAUAUGCAUCGCCUCGUCCAUUUGGCAACGGGAAUAUGGGUUGUUCAGAACGGGCUGGCAGUAGCGACGAGCAUGGCGGCAAUAAAACACCUCUCGGAAGUCUUUCCUAAAGACGAUUGGCACAAUCGCGAGACCUGGCGCGACUACCUGCCACAUGUGGCACGCAUAGACAAAAACGAACAGUGCCAAGGCACGUGGGAAAGGAGCGAGCUCUGCCUAAAGGUCGGGCGGUGCUUGCAAGUCGAUGGGAGGAUAAACGAAGCUGUUCUCUGGCUACAGGAGUCUUGCGAAUGGAGGGAUAGAAAUCUCGCGGAAGAUAACGCGGAUCGGCUAUUAGCACAGCACGUACUCGCCAUAGCAUAUCACGCAAACGGGCAGGUUAAAGAGGCAGCCGAGCUGCUCGAACGUGUCGUCGCGAUAGAAGCGAAACGGGAGCACUCGCAGAAGACCAUCCCAGUCGACUAG
Lasiodiplodia theobromae is the source of this 2112-nucleotide messenger RNA. RefSeq lists its product as uncharacterized. The transcript has 4 exons. The record is from RefSeq and is a predicted model, not a curated record. The coding region runs from base 1 to 2112 and encodes 703 amino acids. Gene Ontology annotation, biological process: nucleoside metabolic process. Gene Ontology annotation, molecular function: catalytic activity; protein binding. NCBI's taxonomy places the organism in Eukaryota, Fungi, Ascomycota, Dothideomycetes, Botryosphaeriales, Botryosphaeriaceae.